This is a messenger RNA of Brienomyrus brachyistius, 885 nucleotides long. RefSeq names its product proteasome 20S subunit beta 3 (gene psmb3). Gene Ontology annotation, cellular component: proteasome core complex, beta-subunit complex; proteasome core complex. The record is from RefSeq and is a predicted model, not a curated record. Lineage: Eukaryota; Metazoa; Chordata; Actinopteri; Osteoglossiformes; Mormyridae. Gene Ontology annotation, biological process: proteasome-mediated ubiquitin-dependent protein catabolic process. The transcript is spliced from 6 exons. Bases 158 to 775 code for a protein of 205 amino acids.
UCCAAUUCCAGGCUUUAGUCGUUCACUUCCGUGUUAAAAUACUAGAAUCAUCUCAUCAAAGAAUUUGUGAAGUCAUUGUGGAUUGUUUUCAAAAUUUUGCAAGUAUAAUUUUAAUUUCUCAUUUCCAGGGCAUAGAAAAUCCACAUUUUUUUGCAAAAUGUCUAUUAUGUCAUAUAAUGGGGGUGCUGUCAUGGCGAUGCGGGGCAAAGAUUGUGUGGCCAUUGCCGCUGACCGACGCUUUGGGGUUCAAGCCCAGCUGGUCACCACAGACUUUCAGAAGAUAUUUCCUAUGGGUGAUAGGCUAUACAUUGGCCUAGCAGGAUUGGCCACUGAUGUGCAAACUGUGUCCCAGCGCCUUAAGUUUCGCCUAAACUUGUAUGAGCUGAAGGAAGGCCGUCACAUCAAGCCCAGAACCUUCAUGAGCAUGGUAUCCAAUUUACUCUAUGAAAGGAGAUUUGGCCCAUACUAUGUAGAGCCUGUAAUUGCUGGUUUGGAUCCCAAGACCUUUGAGCCAUUCAUCUGUUCCCUGGACCUGAUUGGCUGUCCCAUGGUAACAGAAGAUUUUGUAGUUAGCGGAACCUGCUCUGAGCAGAUGUACGGCAUGUGCGAAUCUCUGUGGGAGCCAGACAUGGGGGCGGAAGACUUGUUUGAGACCAUUUCACAAGCCAUGCUGAAUGCUGUAGACAGAGAUGCAGUUUCUGGUAUGGGGGUUGUUGUGCAUGUCAUCGAGAAAGACAAAAUCACAACUCGGACUCUGAAGGCCAGAAUGGAUUAGAGCACAUGUUGUUCUAUUCAUUUGUUCUCCACAUUUUUUAUAUAUUUAGAAAACUAUUCUCGUGUUCUUACAUGUUAUGGGAAAAGGUAAAAUAAACACUUGUAAAUUUA